Molecule: messenger RNA, 1851 nt
Organism: Heteronotia binoei (common prickly gecko)
Lineage: Eukaryota; Metazoa; Chordata; Lepidosauria; Squamata; Gekkonidae
Gene: C3HXorf58
Product: chromosome 3 CXorf58 homolog
Exons: 8
Coding region: 1-1050 (349 amino acids)
Source: RefSeq, a predicted model, not a curated record
AUGUGGGGAAGUUACGAACCGUACUUCUUCAGCCAGUCCACCGAUGACAAAAAAAACAGGACUCAAAAAGAAAAAGCAGCAAAAACUAUUCAAAGAGCAUGGUGGAUUCAUAUAAAAACAAGGUUGUUUAAGCUCCUUAAACAUACAAUCCGUGCAGCGGAGCAUUGCAUUAGUCAUGAUAUUUUGAAAAGAGUGAGUCCCUUGGAGGCUGAACUUCUUAAGGAUCCUAGUUUUCUGUGCAAAGUCCGAUUCAGAUUUGCAGGGUCCAGCUUUCCCCCCUUCAUUGUGUUCAAGAUAUUUUGUAUCUCAAUGGGACAAGGUAACAAAUACAUCAGUGGGAAAACAAUAAUAACACCAAGAAGUGAGGCAGCUGUUGAUGCUUGCAGAUUAAUGGGAUAUCGAAAGUAUUAUAAGCAGAUAUUGCAGGAUGAGCUUCAGUUCAAAAAAUAUGGAAUAACAGAUGAGAUAGAUGUUGCAACAGUAAAAGAUUACAUGCAAUAUAGUAGUCAUUUGGAUGAGAUGCCGGCAUGCUUUGGAGGCAGACAUAACUAUUGGAGAAGAUUAUCAUUGGAAAAUUUUCCCAGGACAAUGAUAAUGUAUGACAUCAUGGAGUAUGCACAGUGUGGGAAAAUGUCAGCUAGACUGAGGUGUGAACUUCCAUUUCUGCUACUGAGACCAGAGAAUGAAGAAACAUACCAUGCCCAACUCAUGGCUGUUUGUCAAAUCAGAUUUGCUACACCAAAAGCCACAACAGUCAGCCCACUGAGAUUAAACCAAUGGUCAGCACCAAGAUCUUCUAAGCGUCGCUCUUAUCAAGCUCAGCAAAAGAUUGCAAAAAUGAGGAAGGCUUAUAAACUUGACAAAGAAAAAAUGGAACAGAAGAUGGAUAUUUCAACUCCUUUAACUAUCCAUCAAGAAGUUAAAAUUCCAUUACAGGAAGGCACAGCUAACCAAACUCUAUUUGUAGAGGAAGAAUGGGAGAAGGAGGCAGCAAAGCUUUUUGCCUGGUCUAAAUCACUUGGUGAAGAUACUGGAGAGCAUCGCCACUAAAUGUGUUUUUCCAAAAACAAUUACCCAUUUGAAAUCACGUCAGGACUCCUGAUGUAGAAAAAUGAAGUUCUCCACAUGCAGUUCUGUUGGCCACAAUACAGAUACAGUCCUGAUGGAACAUACAUUCCAUAUAUAUUUUUUAAAAAAAAUCAAGCUCUGGCUUAGGGGAAGUAUAAUGAAGCAAAUACUGUGGUUCAAACUAAGUGUUCAUAGUAUCAAAACAGAAAUAAAAUGGAGAAGAAUUGUACCACUCUAAAUGGAGGGGGAGGCUGGGAGAUCCAAGUGUCAUGACCAACCAGGACAUUGAUCUUUCAAAGCAGUGACUUGUUGGACGUGGUAAAUAGAAUCAAAGUGGGAAAUCAGAGAAUACAGUUUCCAGACGACAACUAAGAGGAGACAAAAGGGUGAUACUAUGAAAGGGUUUAAACUGGUGUUCAGAUACUCAAGAUACAUUAUGGUUAAUGUGACUGCAUACAAUAGUUGGGUUUUUUCCCAUUUGAACAUGCUCUAAUAAUGAUAUAACACACUAUCCUGUGAAAUAGUUCUAUAAAAUCUUAGAAUAUCAAUAAUGGGCAAAAAGAACUUAUAAAUAUUAAAUGCCAAGCUCCAAUCGGAAAGUGUUCAGUACAUCCUUCAGUCUCUCCCACUAAAAUAAUGAGAUUUAUGAGGGUUUAACUUCAGCUACGUUUUGUCCAGUUAUUUCAUGUUAGCUCAUUUUUCUCAGUUCAGCUUAUAUGCUUUAUGUAUAGUAAAUCUGAACUACAAGGCAAAGUAUAAUAAAGAUUAAAAAUAUUUUAUUUA